GCGCGGUGCCCAAAGCUGUUGCCGUUUCACGGGGGACACGCAGUAUCCCGUACCUGUGCCGUACCCCGAGGGCCCUGUUUGCACGGCUCCAUACGGCGCCCUCGGCCGCCUCCCGGUUGCUGUUUCUCACCUGCGAGUAGUCUUCCCAACCUUUAAAAAUGGGGAACACAAGCAGUGAGCGAGCUGGGCUGGAGCGUCAUGGGCAUAAGGCAUCCCGAGGUGACAACUCAGGAGGAGACAUCAGUACGAAAGAGAGUGAUAGGCCUAAAAUCUUAAUGGACAGUCCUGAAGAUGCAGACUUGUUCCAUUCAGAGGAGAUGAAGGCUCCGUUGGAGAAAGAAGAAUUCCUAGCCUGGCAACAAGAUCUGGAAGUGAAUGAUAAAACUCCUACUCAGGCUCGACCAACAGUAUUCCGCUGGACUGGAGGAGGGAAAGAAGUUUAUUUAUCUGGCUCCUUCAACAACUGGAGUAAAAUUCCUCUGACAAGGAGUCACAAUAACUUUGUGGCAAUCCUGGACCUGCCAGAAGGAGAGCACCAGUACAAGUUCUUUGUGGAUGGGCAGUGGACACACGAUCCUUCAGAGCCAGUAGUAACCAGCCAGCUAGGUACCGUCAACAACAUCAUACAGGUGAAGAAAACUGACUUUGAAGUAUUUGAUGCUUUGAUGGUGGACUCUCAGAAAUGUUCAGACAUGUCUGAGUUGUCCAGCUCACCCCCAGGACCAUACCAGCAGGAGCCCUAUGUUUGUAAGGCAGAGGAGCGCUUCAAAUCACCGCCUAUUCUCCCCCCGCACCUGCUGCAGGUCAUCCUGAAUAAGGACACAGGCAUUUCUUGCGAUCCUGCUCUCCUCCCUGAACCCAACCAUGUCAUGUUGAACCACCUCUACGCACUUUCUAUCAAGGAUGGAGUGAUGGUGCUUAGUGCUACACACCGUUACAAGAAGAAAUAUGUGACUACUUUGCUGUACAAGCCAAUAUGAACCUCACAGUAGUUUGUGACCAAAGUUCUGGGCCAGUGCAGUCUCGAAAAACACAUUCUUCUCUUAACUAAAUGUACUUCUGCUCUGUGCUGUAGCGAAGGAACUCAGAUUACAUAUUGUGUCUGAGGCUUCCAAGUUCUCCUAUAUAUGCCUUAUUUUCCCAGUCCCACCUUGGAAGUUCUUGGAGAUUGCAGCUUCACAGCAACUGGACAGAUGACAACGGUGUCGGUGCCCAUUGUCAGCUCAGUUAAAAAAACACCAAUUUAAUUUGGCUGAAAAAUAUGAGGACAGCAAGAGAUUAAGGACGGAUAGCAGUGAAACAGACUGUAAGAAAUCAACAAGCCAGCCCAAAGUCUAUAAAGUUUGGGAUUCUUGUGGAAUUAUAUUUGAGGUCAGCCCUUAGCCAAAGCAAGCCCAUUACUGCUUUCAUAACUCAUCAAAAACACAAUUAUUUCAGUGGCAAGUUCCAGACUUGCAUGGCUGAAAUAAGUGUGAAUGUUGAUGAUCUUUCUGCAGCAGCCUUUUUUAGGCAGAAUCAGCAGCACAAUCACCAAGCAGCUCGUUUUCAUUUUACAGUAGACAGGGAGUGCACUUUCUACUGUGAAUAGCUCUGUAGUUUUUCCUCUUCGUGAGAGCUGAAAUACAACUUUUCCCCUGUGGAAUUUCUGGUAAAGACAGUUGUUUUUAAUGGCUGGAUUUUUCUGUAAGUCAUAAAUGUGUGUUUCAGUAAUCUGCUUUUUGAAACCAAUUUCAGUGGCUGUUACUGAUAAGGCCUUCCUUCACCUGUGAUGGGCAGCUGUAAGGGAAUUGAUGGAUUCUCUUUAGGGAUUGGUUCUUCAGUAACAGCCGGCAGGUGAUUCUUCUGUCUCCUGUAUCCCAGUGGCCAAACUUGCCCCUUGAUGUGAGCAGUUGGAGUAUGCUGAAUUUGGCAGCUCUGGUGCUUCCACACUGUGGGGAUCUCUGCAACUUUUCAUUAUGUUUGUGUUUUCUAAGUGAUUGUAGUAUUACCAGGUUGCCUGUACUUGGUACUGACAGCCUAUUUUAUCCCAAAACAAAUGCAACAUUAAUGCAAAACUGCCUGCCGGCCUGCCGCAGGGGAACCGGCACAGGAGGUGACUGGCUGCGUCCUUCCCGCUGUUUGGUUUUUGGUGCCUGGCAGUGCUGGUGCCUGUGCCAAUGAUAACCAGCCCCGCUGCGACGGGGGGAGGAGCACAUCGCCUCCCCAGGUAAGGAGUCGGAGUGGGGACAAAAGCUGCCACAGUGAGCACUGGGGGAAUCAGCCGCAGCGAGAGGGUGGUUUACCAUCCUUGGAUCUGUUCACUCACCUUGCUGCAAUGUUCUCUGUAGAUCUGGGUCCAGUGCAAUGGUUUUCUCUGAAAACUCUUCACCCUGUGCUAUUGAGAGUACCUG
Cuculus canorus (common cuckoo) is the source of this 2390-nucleotide messenger RNA. It is a transcript of the gene PRKAB1, whose product is annotated as protein kinase AMP-activated non-catalytic subunit beta 1. Gene Ontology annotation, cellular component: nucleotide-activated protein kinase complex; nucleus; cytoplasm. Gene Ontology annotation, molecular function: protein kinase binding. The coding region runs from base 159 to 980 and encodes 273 amino acids. NCBI's taxonomy places the organism in Eukaryota, Metazoa, Chordata, Aves, Cuculiformes, Cuculidae. The transcript is spliced from 8 exons. Gene Ontology annotation, biological process: signal transduction. The record is from RefSeq and is a predicted model, not a curated record.